GUUGGGGGGUAAUGGUAACAACGGGGAAAGCAGAUGACAUUGUAUCUAAAGGAUACUUUUGAUUGAGUCGGACUCGAAGGAUCAGGACACCGGCACUGGGUUUUUCCUGUUCUUCGGUUUUCAACUAUUUGGUUUUGCAGCGUUUUGGAUUAUAAAAUCACUUGUCUGAACCAUUUAUAACUUAAUGGCUUUGGUCGCAUCGGAUCCUAACUGGAAACGGCUAAUUUACGGGACUAGUGUCAAAAAGGAGGGCGUCCAAAGUAGACAAAGUGGUUUAAAAAUAACGAACAUGCAGCCAAAGGAAACAGAACUGUCCACAGAAGCUUUGCCAAAGGCUUUUUUACAUAGCUUACGGACUUUAUUCGAUAUUCUAGACGACGAGAGGCGAGGAUAUGUGCACAUUUCGGAGAUUGAAAGUCGGUGGCAGGGCUCGGAAACUCAGGAUUUACCUGGCUCUGUACUUGAGUGUCUAAGGCGGGUGACCCCACCUCAUGGUUGCCUGACUUUCGAGCGCUUCGUUGCAGGACUCCGGUACUCGAUGUUAAAUCCCGAAAACGGCACCAAAUCGUAUUGCUCAAAUAAUAAACACUCCUUUACAAACGGACCGAAACCACAACCUCAGCAAAUACACUCGGAUAAAACCGGCGGCAGUGCAACGGGUGUACGGCCGUAUGAGGGUCAUGUUCGGCCGCUCGGGCCAAGCAAUGGAGCUAAUCUGCAUCACAGCCAUGCGUCAUGUUUACAGAGCCGGUCACGGCACCACGAGGACACCAGUUCUGUAUACACUACCUCAUGUAAACACUCAACAAGCGACUCCUCGAAUUACGGUACCCUUGCGAGUACUGCCCAAAGAUACAGCGGCAGUGGAUAUGAAAGAACUGAGAGAAGUCUGGAACGCGCUCAAAUUAUUCCCGAGCGAGGUGCUUAUAGAUCAGAUUCCGUUCGUGUUGCAAAAAAGGCGUGUCAGCCGAAUAGGGUCCGGUCAAUCGAAUCACUUCCACUUGAGACUUUGCAUGUCCAACAGCCAAGUCCUCAAGGUGGGCGUGCUGGAUUCCCUCGCUCUCAGAGCGAGACCACCACAGGGUACGCAGGAUCCAGGCAGCACGGGAGGAGCCGGGAAGAGCAGCGUCGACACACCAUCACUAAUGGUGUGGACUAUGAAAUGCUUAAGCAGAUGAAGGAGCUUGAGCAAGAGAAGGACUCACUGCUUGCUGGCCUGGAUGUGGUGGAAAGGGCCAGAGAGUGGUACCAGAACCAAAUCCACAAUGUCACUGAGAGACAGAGGCUGGUUGGACAGACCAGCCACUGUUCCGAUUUUAUGACAGAAUCUGGUCACCUAAAUGUCCUCCUGCCCAAACUACAAGAAGUCAGUCGCUGCCUUAAUGAUCUCAUAUCCUGCUCUGGAAUGUCCUUCUGCUCUUCUGGCACCCAGGCCUCUUCCAUCUCCCUCAGUGGCCAGGUUGUCCAAGCCCCUCCGCAGGCCAUUCAGCGACUGAAGGACCAAAACCAUCUUCUCACACAGGAGGUGACUGAGAAGAGUGAGCGUAUUACCCAGCUAGAGCAGGAGAAGUGUGCUCUCAUUAAGCAGCUGUUUGAGGCACGAGCUCGUAAUGCUCAUGAUGGCAGUGCCCUUGACUCCACAUUUAUAUAAGAGGAACAAAUUCAACCACUGCCUGAGCCUGACCACACUAGACCAGAGACAAGCUCAGCCCCAGGACUACAGACACUCCAUAGCCACAAUACUUUAGACAGUGACCUGACCAUCACCACUCUUUUUACCAUGUGUUGAUGAGCUUCUGAUUGACUAGCUCACACUCCACCACUGUAUUCGUCCGAAAUGUGUUUGAGGAGGACACCUUAACAAACCAGAUUAUCUCCAUCUCCAUCUAGGCUUAGAUGUUAAGUAUCAACUGCUCUUUUUUAUUAUUAUAGUAUUUCUCAGCCUGAAUUAUAUAGUGUGGACUUUGGGCUUGAAGAAUUGAAUAGAUGAACUUCUGAGACCACCACAUUCCCAGCAACUUUCUCACAUUUGUUAUUGUUGUUGAGAUAAACAUCACAGACGUCCUUCGAUUUUCAACACAACGCAAGCCACUGUGUCACUUUGCCUCCUAAAUGAGAGUGCUGGAUGCAGACCCAAGUUCACGAGGCACUAGGACCAAUAUGUUUUUAAUGGAGCAGAAUAGCUUAUAUGUCCUAUAGCAUAUAUUAAAACAUACAUAAAAGUUUGGGAAACAUUUCUAGUGAACACUUAAAUACCAUUUCACUUAACGUACCAUUUCCAAUAAGUAGUGCAUUUUUUUUUACAAUAUCUCUGAAAUUUAACAUUCUGUGAGAUGAACUGAUUCAUGAUUGUAAGUUCCUGUGUUUGUACAAAGCAUGUAGUUCUGAAUCCUUUGUACAAACACAGGAACGUCCAUCAAGGUAUUAUCAACAUAAUUCCAAGGUUAGCUAUCCUGGUGUUUGCUUCUUCACACUGUAUUUUAAGGGAUCCCACAAAUCAAAAUGGACAUUUGAGUGAUAGUAGAUUUGUUAAUAGAACUGUUCAUUUUGGACUUGUGCCAGAGUACAGAGAACUUCAAUUAUAAAAAAAGUUUGAGUUG
Electrophorus electricus (electric eel) is the source of this 2600-nucleotide messenger RNA. RefSeq names its product suppressor APC domain containing 2 (gene sapcd2). Lineage: Eukaryota; Metazoa; Chordata; Actinopteri; Gymnotiformes; Gymnotidae. The record is from RefSeq and is a predicted model, not a curated record.